Messenger RNA from Perca fluviatilis (European perch), 2150 nucleotides. RefSeq lists its product as uncharacterized. The record is from RefSeq and is a predicted model, not a curated record. The transcript has 3 exons. Lineage: Eukaryota; Metazoa; Chordata; Actinopteri; Perciformes; Percidae. Bases 396 to 2150 code for a protein of 584 amino acids.
AUGAGUUAGCUGUAGUCGGGUAUCAAUAAUAUGUGCUUCUUAAUUGGCUUUACAAAGUAACGGUUAAUUGCAUGGUGAAAAAAGCUAUUUAUUUAUUGUUUUGGGUGAAUAUAACUUUGUUUGAAGUUAUCUUAACUUGCUUAGAGAGACUAUUUGGAACUCAUCCAAUCAGCAAGCAGGGCUGUGAGUGAGCAUGCGCAGUAGAAGCCACCACCGUUCAGUCUCCUGCUCAGGAUUGUUAGCGGUGCCAAUCGGACUGAGCCAACACAUUUUCUGGAAUUUGCCGACAAAUUUGCUAGAGAUUUCAUCGCUUGUGGAACAAUAAGAAGUGCUUGUGGCAACUGCCUUGAGGGCUCUUCACAGCUGCUUUGUCAGUGGGCCUCAGUACACUGGAGAUGCAGUGGACCUGUAAGCAGUGUAAUUUUUCUACAGAAAAAAGAGGACAGUUGUUAAAACACUAUCGCCUAAAACAUGGAGGCUUUACUCGGCAACAGCCAAUACCAUGUCUUCAUAACGAUUGCUUGUGCACUUUCAAAUCUUUUAAUGCACUCAAAGUGCAUUUAUCGGUUUGGCACUGUCAAUCAAACAUUGGACAAGCAAGUAAACCCACAGUUGUAUUUCACUGCCAAUUAUGUGAAUACACAGAGCCCUGCACUGAAGAAGAGUUUUUCACACACUUGCGCAGACAUUUAAAACUUAAGCAAAAAGUUCUGUGUCCAUACGACGGCUGUGAUUUUCACAGCAAUGUGUACUCAACAUUUAAUGCACACAAAAGUAGGGUACACAAAGGGAGUGCUACAACACAUUUUAAAACCGGAAUUGUAUCAAACAUUAAACAUCAAGAUCAAUUGACUGAAGUGGAGAAUGAUAUUUCCUCACAGGAUGACACUGAGUGUGAAUUUGAAGAAUCUGUAGGUGACAUACAGGACUUGGAAAGUCAGCUGGAACGUAACCUUGCCGCUUUGUUUUUGAAAAUGCAAACAAUCCUGCAUAUAUCAGAAAGUGCUACACAAGAAGUUAUUCAGCAGAUCAAUCAGAUCCACUUACUUUCACAGCCAUUACUUCACAGUAAAGUCCAGGAGAUUAUCAGUCAGCAUUGUGGUGACGUGGAUAAUUCCAUUGUGAGUGACGUUGUAAAUGCAGUUUCACAAACUAAUGUCCUGCUGAAAUUCACCUCUACAGGAGGAUCCUUAUCAACAGCUAGCAGGAGAGCAUCUUAUAUACAGCAAGAAUUUCCUCUUGUUAUGCCAGUUGAGUUUCGUCUUGACAGAGAUAGUUCUGUUGUAUAUGUCCCCACACUGAAAAUGUUGCAGGCUUUGUUAAGAAAUAAGGAUAUUCUGGAUAAGGCGCUGCAUGUAGAAUGUGGUGCUUCACCAGAAGGAUACCACUCAUUCAGAGAUGGCUCUCAUUUUAAAGAAAAUGUUCUUUUGAAUGUGGAAGAAUUUAGGAUUGCUCUUGGGCUAUAUAUAGAUGAUUUUGAGGUUGCUAAUCCACUGGGAACAUCCAAGAAAAAACACAAACUAUGUGCAGUAUAUUGGGUACUUGCUAAUCUUGACUCCAAAUAUCGGUCAGCUCUCCACUCUAUACAACUUGCACUUUUAUGUAAGGUCAAGACUGUGAAGGAACAUGGCUAUGCAGAAGUUCUUCGUCCUCUCAUUCAGGAUCUUGUUACUCUUGAGGAACACGGUGUGUAUGUUGAACAGCUAGCAGAAAGUGUUAAAGGAACUGUAUUGUAUGUAGCAGCAGACAACUUGGGGGCUCACGCUUUGGCAGGAUUCCAGGAGAGUUUUGCAGCACAUCUCUUUUGUCGGUUUUGUAUGUGUAAGAAAGAUGACAUACAGGAUAAGGAGGUCAGGUCAGGUCUACACCAGCCAAGGACAAGAGCGGACCACGACAGACAUGUGCAAGAGGUUAUACAUGACCAUACUAUGGCCAGACAUCUUGGUGUAAAAAGAGGGUGUCCACUGAAUGAAAACUUGAAACACUUUCAUGUGGUGGAUGGUUUUCCACCUGACAUUCUGCAUGACUUUUUAGAGGGUAUAGUACCAGCAGAAAUGUCACUCUGUCUUCAGGAUUUUAUGACCAAGAAGUAUGUUUCUUUGGACUGUUUGAAUAAGGCUAUUAAGCAGUUUCCUUACGUUCUCAGAUAA